CAAAGCCGAGAGGCUGCUGCUCCUCCAUAACCGGCUCAGGUGCGUUUGGAGAGACGCGUGUUUCCAGAGCUCAAACCGUGUGCAGGUUCUUUGAGCUGAGUGAGUUGCUGUGAGAAGGAGGAACAACCAGGUGGUCUUCAUGGGGCAGAGCCCGGCUGUGCUGUGGACCUGCCUGCUGGGGUCCGGACUCGUCCUGGCCUUCUGCGUUAUGACCUCCAUGGCUGACCCCCAACCCCCACGGCUGAAGUACUGCGUGUUCCAGGAACGAGCUAACGUCACCUGCCACUGGGAGGCUGGAGACCACCUGCCGACGAACUACACGCUGCACGUUGAUCUGAUAUUUCUACAAAAGAACACAAUUAUGGAGACAUUCACCUGCAAAACAUCUAAGACCAGCUGCACAGCGCAGUUCAAAGACUUAACAGUGAGGCACCACUUUUGCAUCCGCAUCACAGCACACGUUCACAACCGGGACAUAUCGUCGCCCCGUCGGUGUCAGUCUGGUAGGACUGAAGUGAAAUUGCAUCCAGUGAGUUUGAUCAAAGUGAAGUCAGUCAGUGGGAAACCACAGUGUCUGAAUGUAACCUGGAACUACGCCUUAACUCUCUUCGGUGUUGCUGAAGAUGAAAUCAAAGCUGGAAACCUGAUGUCCCAAAUAGAGAUCACAGAACAGGGCAAGUUUGAUGCUCAGGUAAAAAAUGUGACAGUGAGAGACAAAUGGUUUGAGGUUUGUAAUUUAUCCAGGCCUGACACUUUGUACACCGUCAGGCUUCGUCACAGCUACCAAGGCCCCAGGAGUCCCUGGAGCCUGUGGAGCAACACCUGCCAGGGAAGGACAGGAGAGGGCGCUCCAGAUUCAGCUCCAGCCUUCUGGAGGCGAGUGAAACAAACAGACAAGAUUGGUCAGAGACUCAUCACGCUGCUCUGGAAGCCUUUGCCUCCCUUUCAAGCAAAUGGCAGAGUUCUCUUCUUCAAUGUGACGUGUCAGACAAAAGGCGCUCAGGUCCUGAUUGAUCACGGGAGCUGUAGAGAGUUGAACGAUACACGUACUUCCUGCAGCUUGCUCCUGCCUGCAGGUCGAUGCUCCUGCACUCUGACGGCCUCCACCUCUGCAGGGAGCUCGCCCGAAGCCAGGAUAUGGCUCCGUGGAGCAUCUGAGACAGAGCCACCACCCCCGAACCAAAUCACUGCAAGUCCAUUGGGUGACAGUGGUUUGGAUGUUCGUUGGACAUUUCCGGUCAGUUGGUUGGCGAGUGGCUUUCUGGUGGACUGGUUUGCUGUCAGAGAGAAAAAUAGCAGCAUCCUACACUGGGAAGAGCUGAAUAGUUCCUCUACAGAGCUGGUCAUAAAGGGAAUAAAGCCGAUGGAGCGUUAUGCUGUUUCUGUCAGAGCACUGUACGGUGAACAAGGGGCGGGACAGAGCAAGACAGUUCACAUUUAUACACGCCAAGGAGCGCCCUUAGCUGGUCCUAGUGUGGUGCAGCAGAUCUCCGGCAGCAGAGUGACACUGAAGUGGAGUCCUGUUCCUGUGGAGCUGCUUCGUGGCUUCAUCCGCAACUACACAAUCUGCUACACAACAGCAAACCAACCAGCCAGGAGAGUGACUGUGCCCGGUCACGCUCUCAGUUACUCUCUGGGGGAUCUGCCACCUGGUAACUACGACAUCUUCAUGCAGGCCAACACUGAUGCUGGAGCUGGAGAAUUUGGGCAGACUGCUUAUGUGCACAUAGGCCAGGAGGAAAUCUCGAUAACGAUGUAUGCCGUCCUUCCUCUCAUCCUGACUUCAGUAGUGCUGGUGCUGAUGGCCUGUCUGGCAAAGAAUAAAAUGGUGAAACGGAAGCUGUGUCAGAACGUCCCUGAUCCUUCCAACAGCAGUUUGGCCCACUGGACCCCGGAAAUCACUUUGGAGAGUGUAAAGAGGCCUACAAUGACAGAGAGGACCGAAAUCAAAUGCGCUGAAGUUAUUUUACUUGGUGCAAGUGAGCAGCAGAACCUCGACCCCGAUCAGGACCUCGGCUAUCAAAAAUUUUCCUCCCAUCACCACUCUUUGCUUCCAGUUUCGGCGGCUCAGACGCCUCAAAAUACCAGAAAAUCUGAGAGGAAUUCUGUCAAAAGCUCAGCUAGACUCAAGACGACCUCUAACGCUGACCUCUCCUCCUGCCCCUCCAUCUACUCAAGUUUCGUCUGCUCUCAGACAGUCGAUGGUCUCUCUACACCCCUCCUGUCCCCCUCCUACCUCCAAUCCAAUGACUGGCAGCUCAGCACUGUCAGCGUUACUGAUGUUAAGCUGCAGCUAGAUGGAGACAGUGAGCCGUGUGUGUCUCUGCAGGGCAGGAGCACCACAGGGUCUCAUUCACAUCUUUCCCAAGCAGAUAAGCUACAACACUUUCACCAUUUUCUGAGACAGCAUCAAAGCCCUGUCUCCUCUCAUUCGUCCUCUGUCCUGCUGUCUCAACCAGCCGAGGUCACAUUACCCCAACACCCUUUUUCUCAAAGCAUCUUUAGCUCAGUCCCAUCGCUGCAGCACGACGCCUUCACUCACCUCAGUGACACUUUUACAAUAUCGUUUUCACCUUUUCUUCACUCUGAUUUAUCCAACUGUCCUGCGGAGUGUGAUCCCUACAUUUCCCCUGCUGUUUAGCUUUAUACGUGGAAAAAAAGCAAUUAAUUUGUUCAGUUAGUGUCCAUAAAAACUAUGCACCCCCUCUUUGACUUUUUAUUGAAACUGUCACUCUUCUUUAAAUUUUAUCUAUUAAUUUAUUUAUUUUAAUUUUUCCCAUUUUGAAUCACGGUGGAUUGUCUAACAGAAACAUUUUUCUAAUUUUUUAACGCUUUAUAAUCUUUAAUUACAAAUAUGAACAGAAAUGUAAAGCGACAGAAAACAACAAAACAAAACAGAGACAUUGAAGUGCAUUUUAGCACAUAAAUGACAGACCACUUGUAGAGGUAUAAACUUUCAGGCCAGGUAGGUUAUUCACAUAGUUUAUCAACGGGUAAUAUCUCUUAAUGGAGCUGUUGAGGUUGCAUCUUAUUUUUUUCUUUUCAGACAUGUUUUUAAUCCUCCAAACAUCUAGCUAUUACUGUAAUUACAUUCACUUUGUCUGAAUUGUCUGAAAAGACAGAACAUGAUAAAUCGAAGGGCGGUGAAUAUUUUUUAUAGACACUUUAGUUUGUGAUUGAUUUAUCAUAUUUUUCCACAUGUUUGAUGCAUUGUGAUAGUUUUAUAGUGUGUUUUUGAUAUUUUGCUACAGCACAGUGCGUUUGAGCCUUCACUUCAGUACUGAGGAAUGUAAAAAAUGAAAUGCUGCUUGCAACAGCGUCCUCUUUAGCUACUGUAUAUAUUGAUAUUUGUGAAUGAUUUAUUUUUUUAUCCAGUGCUCCUUUAUUCAUGAAUGUGCUUUCAUACCCACAAAUGCAUCAUUGGUAUGUCAAUAACUCACCUCGUGUUACGCUGGCGUCUCGAAGAAAACAUUGCUUUUCUCGUCCUGCCUCGAGAGUGAACAAAAAAUCCAAAAGUGUAGAACAGUUCUUCAUUAAUUGAUUCACAUAGGAUUCGUUUAGCAGCAGCAAAAUAUAUCAAAACAUCGGUUAACAAACUUUCACACAACUCAAUCCAAGUCUGAUUUAUCCAGUCAUUUGUUCAGUACUUCCCAAACACAUUUAUUUUUGCUAAAAGCUUUCCAUUUUUUUGCAUAAAGAAUUUUACACACAGAUCAGUUCAAAUGCACUUGCUGGCUCAGGUGCACUAUUCUUGUGCACAAGUUUUUUAAAUCUAAGUUUUUGGCGAAAAAAUGCACUGAACAUACGAUUGGAUAAAUGAGCCUUCGAUUAUACUGCACAGGCUGUGUAAGAGUUUGCAAACAUUUACUUCAAAGACAUCGAGAUUUUUCUCUUUUUUUAGAUUCUCCGUUAAUUGUUGAGACAUGCGAGAAAAACAAAGUUAUCUAACAAUUUUAACAUAACGUGGGGUGAGCAGUUGAUUUACAAAUGAUCAAUUUGUGGGUGAAGUGUUCCUUUAAAGGUCCGGUGUGUUGGAUUUAAUGGAAUCUAGCAGUGAAGUUAAAGACCUGAAACUUCUCCUGUGUGCUAAGCAUGUAGGAGAACUACAGUGGUGACACGAAAAAGCAAAUGGACCCAAUGCC
This is a messenger RNA of Plectropomus leopardus (leopard coralgrouper), 4142 nucleotides long. Its product is annotated as interleukin-6 receptor subunit beta. Gene Ontology annotation, molecular function: protein binding. NCBI's taxonomy places the organism in Eukaryota, Metazoa, Chordata, Actinopteri, Perciformes, Serranidae. The record is from RefSeq and is a predicted model, not a curated record.